AUGGAAGAGACAGGACCAGCAGGAGAGGAUGCAUUUGAGUCCUUGGAGGAGUUCCAGAUGGUCCUCAAUGAGCUGGUCGGGGACAAGAGUAUGGACAAGGUCCGGAUGGAGUACGAGAAGUUAAUCCGCGCGCUGAAGAAGUCCCGAGAGAAUGAGAAGAGGCUAAUGUCUAAAUGCAGGGAGCUGAAUGCAGAGAUUGUGUCCACCUCGACUAAAGUUGCAGCCGCCCUGAAACUGUCCCAGGAAGAUGAGACAACAAUAGCUUCACUAAAGAGGGAGCUGGAUAAAGCCUGGAAAAUGGUUGACGCUGCUCAUGAUAAAGAGAAGAGGGACAAAGAGACCAUUAGGAACUUAAACGAAGAAGUUGCCAACCUUAUCAAAACGGCCGAACAACAAACUGGCUUUUCUAUGAACCAAGAUCAAAGUGAUCUACUAAAAAUGAAUGAGGAGUUAACUAAGGAGAGGGAUCAGCUGCUGACAAACGUGGAGGAUCUGAGAGAAAAACUGAACAAGGCCACCGCAGUCCAGCAGGAUAUAGAGGCCCAGCGAGACACUGCCUUAGAGAAUAUUUCUCAGCUCCAGCAGGAGCUCCAGGUACAACAGAAUGAGAUUUCCCGGGAGAUGAGGUUGAAGGAAAAGCUGGACAAGGAGGUGAAGCAGCUGCAUAUUGACAUGGAGGCCAAGAUGGGGGACGUCAAAGCUUUGAAUCUGCAGGGCCAAAGGGCCAAAGAGGAGCAGCAGAGACUGGAGCAGCAGCUGAAAGAGCUCAAGAUCUUGAAUGAGCGAUCCAGCAAGGAGCUGGAGCAGAUGCAAGUGAAGAACACCAAACUGCAGCAGGAGUGUGAGCAGCUCUCAUCAGUCAAAGAACGUCUCGCUCUGGAAAAUCAGCAGGGCGCAAAUGAGCUCAAGAUGAGAGAAGAUGAAGUGAACCAGAUGCGUCAGGAGAUUGCCAAACAAACAAAGAUGAGAGAGACCAUCCAGAAGAGGUUCCACCAGAUGGAGGAUCAGAAAGCCGAUGUGGAUGUGCAGAAGGAAACACUCAAAGCUCAGAUUGCUGGUCUGGAGAAAGAUCUUGAAUCUUCCCAAAAGCAAGUUGAAGCUGACAGGAAAGCCAUAGAUGAGCUGAUCCGAGAGAGAGACAUCUUAAAUAAGAACAUGAUCAAAGCUUCACAGUCGACUGAGAAACAGCAGAACCUUGUGAAGCUCCUUGAGCAGGACAAGAAGACAUUGGAGCACGAGAUCAAUGGCUACCGCCAGGAGGCCCAGAAGCAACGCAAGAUCAUCCAACAGCUGGAAAAAGAACGUGACCGCUAUAUCAACGAGACCAGCAACCUCAUGCAGAAGGUGCAACAAAAAAUGAGUGAUGUCGAAGUAAGAGAGAUGGAGAUAUUUGACUGGAGGAAGAAGGUCUCAGAAGCAGAGUGCAAACUCAAACAGCAAGAGAACCUGCUGGAGUCUAUUGUGUCUGAAAGGAACCUCUACAGCAAGAACCUCAUCGAGGCUCAGGAAGAGAUUGCAGAAAUGAAGAGGAAGAUGAAGACCAUGAACAACCAAGUCACCCGACUGAGAGAUGAGAUCACUGGGAAGGAGCUUGCCCUGGCCAAGGAUCAGCAGGAACACAAGCGCUUAGAGAAGGAUAACGAGGCCCUCAAGGGGGAGCUGCAGGUGGUGAAGCUCCAGCUUGAGGAAACAAAGCAACGUGUUGACAGUCAGAAAGCAGAACAGCAAAAACUGCAGAAGGUCAUAGCCGACGCAGACGCUGAGCAGAUCCAACAGAAGAAGCAACUGGAACAGGUGAUCAGAGAGCGGGACAACCUGGGCAAACAGCUGCUACGCCGGAACGAUGAGCGUGCACUGCUGUAUGAGAAGAUCAGGAUCCAGCAAUCAAUCCUGAGCAAGGGGGAUUUCCACUACAACCAGAGGAUGGAAGACAUCCGCCUACUCAAGCUGGAGGUCAAGAGGCUCCGGCGCAAGAAGAGCAUCCUGGACAAGACUGUGCCCAACACAGAGGACCUGAGGCGAGAGCUGUUCCACCUCCAGAGGGAGCUGCUGAGAGAGAGGACGAGGAGCAGUGUCCUUGAGGAACAGCUGAAGCCCAUAAAUAUUCACCGCUGGAGACGACUGGAGGGCAGUGACCCCAGCAAAUACGAACUCAUCCAGAAGAUUCAGUCCCUGCAGAAACGACUGAUUGCCAAGACCCAAGAGCUUGAGGAGCGUGAACUCCUAUUACAGGAAAAGGAGAAGUUGUAUGUGGAGCUGAAGCACAUUCUGGCUCGGCAGCCGGGUCCAGAAGCAGCCGAGCAGCUCCAGCGGUGCCAGUGGACCGUCAGAGAGAGGACUAAAAAGCUCAAGGCGUUGAUAGCAGAGCUGAGAAUGCUCGACUCCAAGAUGAAUGAGUACAAAAGUGAAAAUCAAAGCUUAGCUAAUGAGCUGGCAAACAUUAAGAAGAAAUACCUCUUUCAGAAAAAGCUUCACAGUGAGCAGAGGACCAAGACCAAGGUGGAACACCUGGAACCUCUGCCCCAGCUGAGCAGCAAACCUCACUUCACUGGAGGAGGCUUCAGGAUCGACAAUCCUGUGAGAAGAUAAUGGCUCUUUUAAGGGAAUUAUUUAUAAUCCACUCAAAAAUACCUAUUACCACAUAACUUGACAAAGGUCAAAGGUUUUCAAACACCAUGUAUUUUACCACUAAACAAUCAUGACCUAAAUCACCAAAUAAUGAUCAUUAAUAAGGCUAAUUUCAUUUGUGCAAACAGAGGGGUGUCUGACACAGGACUGCUGUCAUGUUCUAGGAAAUAUUUUUGAUCAGUAUAUACAUUAUUAAUCUUGAACAACACAUUAAAUCCCUAUCAUGUUCUCUUUCUUUGCAGCUUAGAGCAUUUUCAAAAUCAGUCUGUUGUCUCUCACUACUGAAUGUUCAACAAUCAGUUAUUCAUACCUUUCUCUCAUUCCAAGCAGACUACAGUAACUCUGCAUCACAAUCAAAAAUGGUAAAGCACAAAGGAAACCUCAAAGCAGGUUUUUUUCUAUACCUUCUAUUAAGUACAAGUACUAAUGUGUUGACACGCAUCAUCAAACAGUCAUGGUAUGGUAAUGUAUAAUUAGGCAUCUUAGGCAUAUGAAACAUUUGCUAGGAACCUUCCUGUCUUUUGAGGUCUAAACUACACUCUAAUUCAAUAAGUUAUGUUAACUAAAAAAGAUUGUUGAAACGGAUUACAUCAGUUGUUCAUCAAGAAUUCUUGAUGAAGCAGCUUCAAUUUUGACACUGUUUUAAUUUGUAUGUUAAAAAAAAAAUUCCUGAUAC
Messenger RNA from Morone saxatilis (striped sea-bass), 3304 nucleotides. RefSeq names its product cilia and flagella associated protein 58 (gene cfap58). The transcript has 18 exons. The coding region runs from base 1 to 2589 and encodes 862 amino acids. Gene Ontology annotation, cellular component: cytoskeleton. Lineage: Eukaryota; Metazoa; Chordata; Actinopteri; Moronidae. The record is from RefSeq and is a predicted model, not a curated record.